AUGGAUGUAAAUUCAUGUGUAAAGGACGAACGGAAUCAUUUUAUGUGCGAAUCUGAAACGUAGUGGCAACGCGCUACAUUGUAUAUAAGUUUAACGAAAAAGAAAUAAAUAAUAAAAUGAUAAAAAGCAGUGAUUUAUUACUAAAUGUUCGACUGUGUUUUUACGGUGUUGUUACAUUGCAUCUUGUAUUUGCUUGUAUUGUGAUCUUACCAAUUGACAUGUCAAAUGAUGAGGACCCUAGAGUCAAUAUCUACUCACGUGUGAGAUGGAAAUUAAUCACUUGCUGGUUUAAUUUGAUGAUACUGGCUUACUCCCUAAUUUCAAUUUAUUGCGAUUGGAAGGAGAAGCUGGGUGAAAGGGAAACGAAACGCCUGAUACCUUUGAAGAAAUUCAGAGACUAUUUUAUGACAAGUAUUAUAUUUCCAACUACAAUGUAUGCCGAUUUUUCAUUCUGGACAUUGUGGAUGAAGGACCCAGAAUUAAUAGCUCCCAUGGCCGUGUUCAAGUAUUUGCCAUAUUGGGCUCAGCACUCGUUGCACACCGUGUCAGGGGUCGUGGUUCUAUUGGAUAUUCUUCUGCUCCCUCGGAGACGACCGACUAACAUACUACCUGGCAUAGCCUUGAUGCUGGCUUUCUGCUUUUUAUAUGGUUGCGUACUUGCAGUCAGCCAUCUUAAUGGUGAACCAGUAUAUAGCUUGUUCGAAUUUUUCGGCUGGCUUGAGGUGGUAAUAUUCGUGGUUGUCACGUUAAGUAUAUAUGCGUUCUUUCAUUUUCUUCAGUGGUUUAUUAUUGAAUUAAUUUGGGGUAAAACUAAUGAAGAGAAUAAUAAAAAUACUAUACACAAAAGUAAAUGAUAAUGGAGAAUAAAGUGAUUUUAUAUUUUUAGUUUGUAUAAAUCUUUACUAAUAUAACGGUGGAUAGUUUGUUUUGAUGGAACACGCAAAUAUUAAUAUUAACGUAAUGUGAUUUUUUUAUACCAGAAAGAUAUCUAUACCAGAUAUACUGGUAUUUAGGUAAUGGAGAUGAAUUGAUACUCAUAGUGUGUAAUGAAUUGGCGUGUAUAAUCAAAACUUAGUUCGGGUGAAACGGCGGUCACGGGUAGAAUUUUAUUAAAGGUUCUAUAAAUUAGUAGUAUAAUUUUUAAGUUUUGAAGUUUUGGGUUGUUAUAAUGUGAGCUUUUGUUGGGCCAAAAUCUGAUAUUUAUUUUUAUUUUAUUGCGACGCCUUUAUCGUAAGGUCGUCUAAAUAAUAAAGUUAUAUUGUUAUGUUAACUGUAGUACACUUUAUCAGAUAUUACUUAACACAAUGGAGUAAUACAGUAAAUACAUAUACGCAGUCUUUUCUGCUACCGUUUUCAGCCAAUUAUUGCUGAAUGGCUUUGAAAAGAGACAAAAAAAAACAUUUUAUAUUAAAAUAUAAUAAUAAUCUACACAUUACAUAGUUAAUAAUAAUUCACUCACCCGUUACGAUAUUUCUAGAACGAGGAUACUUUAUAUUUAGCAAUCGUGUUAUUCAAUAGAGAUAAGCUAAGAAUUUAGAAAUAAAAAAAUAUCUCCUAGAUACAGUUCGCACGAUAAAGUUUUCACCAAACCAGUUUUUUAUAACCGUCGUGUAAUUGUAAAUCGGUUCAUGUUACGUUACGAAUAAAAAGGUCUGAUAAUAGUGGAGGAUAAUUUAAAAUUGACAUUGAAAAAUAUACAAUAUAAGUACAUGCUAAAUGAAUAUUUAACCUGUCGUAUAAAUGAGGCAAGCUGCUAUAGGAGCCUAUACCACACGUGAUUCAGGAGACUGAGAUUCCAGUGUUGAUUCUGUCGAAACAAUAUUUAGUAAACAUUAUAGAACACACACUUACUUAUGGCGACAAUUAUUACAUUGUGUUCGUACAACAUUACGAGUAUAUUACAAUCAAAGACCACAGCUCCUUCAUUCCUAUGAUGGUUUCUUCCUUUCACUAAUAAUAAAGGCAAUGCAUCUUAAUAUCUAAUUAUUAUUUAUAAUUUUCAAUACAAAUCAGAUUAACUGAAUAAGAAAGUGUUGUUGUGUUACCGAUCACCUUCGUCUUAAUCCGACGUCAGAAUCAAUCCGAUCUCUAGACCACAAAUCAAAAUUAGGAUGUUGAAGGAGAUCGAUUUUUCAUUGUAUUAAUUAAAUAUAAUAAAUGGAAUUAACAAAAGAAGAAAAUUAAAUAUUACCUCUCUGGAACUCGUAGUGCUCUUACGGGUGUGAAUUUCUUUGUAUUUUCUGAAAGCCUCAGAUCAUAAUUGACAUUAAAAAAUUUCUAAAUUAGCAUGAUAACUUAAUAAGUAAUGGUUCAAUAGAAAAAAAAACUUUUGUUUAUUGUAAUAGAUUAUGACUAUAUGGAAUGGUGACAAGAAUCUUUGCGCUGUUUCGCAAUUCCGUUUCUCUGGACAAAAAGUAAGCCAGCCUUCCUAUUUACUUUAUUUGUGAAAUUUAAUUUGUUUGUAUAUAGUAUAUAUUUUAAUUUAAAGUCCAUUCCAUUCGGUGCUUAGUCUGUAACAAGAUAUUAAAACAUAAACAUAUAUAAAACAUAACAGUAUAUGUUCUGUAAUGUUAUUUAAUCUUUUUUAUUUACGAUUUAAUAUUUAUAUUUAUGUAUAAUUGUAUAUGAUUAUUACCUUAUUUAUUAGACUAUGUGGUUCUACAUAACAAUAUAUAUAUAUAUAUAUAUAUAUAUAUAUAUAGGUUUAGGGUAAGAAUAUGUGUUACAGUGAUAAUAGUAAUAAAUUAUGCAAAAUAAAAAAAAUAAAAAUGUU
Messenger RNA from Nymphalis io (European peacock), 2773 nucleotides. RefSeq names its product androgen-dependent TFPI-regulating protein-like. The transcript has 4 exons. Bases 117 to 854 code for a protein of 245 amino acids. Gene Ontology annotation, cellular component: endomembrane system; membrane. The record is from RefSeq and is a predicted model, not a curated record. NCBI's taxonomy places the organism in Eukaryota, Metazoa, Arthropoda, Insecta, Lepidoptera, Nymphalidae.